Myzus persicae (green peach aphid) is the source of this 1450-nucleotide messenger RNA. Its product is annotated as valacyclovir hydrolase-like. Lineage: Eukaryota; Metazoa; Arthropoda; Insecta; Hemiptera; Aphididae. The record is from RefSeq and is a predicted model, not a curated record. The transcript is spliced from 5 exons.
GAUUCUAAAUAUAUUGCACUUGCUGAGGUACCUAUCUGAUAUAUUGAUAAAAUAUGCACAAAUUAAAAAUUUUAAUUCCACUUGAAAGAUUCAAUUUUAGUUGGUUUUGUUAAAAAUGAUUAAAUAUAGUCAAACUUAGCUGAUGAGUUAAUUUUUUUUUUAUUGAAAAAUAAACAUAAUUUAGACUAUUUGGAGCAAAAUUAACCCAUGAUGAAAUUAUGUCUUAGUUCACGGCACGAUUUAAGAUAUAUAUCUUAAACCACAGAAUAAUUCUGUGCUUAAACCGUGGUGAUAAGCACAAAUGGCCUAUCCAUUCUUAUUAUCUAUACCAUUAUAUCUAUCAUGAUAAGAACUUCCUGAUUAAAAAAUAUAUUAUACAUUUUAUGCAUAAAGCCCCUAAAAUUACGUCGUUAGUCGUUACGACUUCAAGAUACUACUAAACUACCUGAGUGUCUUACUAUUAUCUAACUUAAUGACCUCUGGUCGUACAAACUACAAAUCGAAUCAUUAUCAACUGUUAAAGCCGGACAAACUACAAAUUUUAUUUCAUAAUGAUAUCUGUAAGAUUUAAUAAAUUACUCAGAAAUUGUAGUUCGCUGUAAAAGAAAAACCAAAUCCAUCAUUCUUCGACAGAGAAGCAAACCAAAAUCAAAGUUAAUAAUAUUGAAAUUAAUUAUUUAAAAGUUGGAAAUGGUCCACAGACCUUGUUGUUAUUGCCAGGAGCAUUAGGUUCAAUAUUUACUGAUUUUAAGCCACAAAUUGAAACUUUUAAUCGUGAAAAAUAUACAAUAGUUGCAUGGGAUCCACCAGGUUAUGGUUUAAGUCGACCACCUGACAGAGAUUUUUCACCAGGAUUUUUUUAUCGUGACGCUGACUAUGCCAUUUCACUUAUGAAAUCACUGCAAAUUGAUAAAUAUUCACUACUGGGUUGGAGCGAUGGUGGGAUCACUGCACUUAUAAUGGCAUCAAAAGUUGUUGACAAAGUGGAAAAACUCAUAGUUUGGGGUAGCAAUGCGUAUGUUACUGAAAAAGAUAUUGAAUUAUAUGAGAAAAUACGAGAUGUCCAAAAAUGGUCUCCACGCAUGAGGCAACCGUUUAUUGACCUUUAUGGCGAAAAGUAUUUUUCAGAUACUUGGAAUGCUUGGGUAGAUUCAUUUCAAAUGAUACUGAAAGAAAACGGAGGGGACAUUUGUCAAGAAGCACUGUCUAAAAUCAAUGCACCUACUCUCAUUUUACAUGGGGCUCAAGACCCAAUAGUGCCUAUGGAGCAUCCAGUUAAUUUACACAAAAAAAUUAAAUAUGGAUCGCUUGAAAUUUAUCCGGAAGGUAAACACAAUAUUCAUCUAAGGUAUGCCGAACUGUUCAAUUCAGCGGUAGACGAUUUCCUGGCCGAAGACUUGUAAGAGAUCAAAACUUGUCGAAAUAAUAAUAAACUUAGUUAAAAAAAAAA